GGAUCCUUUCGUGUUGUUCAAACCCUCUUUCCUCAACUACUACUAGAUGCCCCUUCUUCCCGUCGCUUGGGGGUGGCCGUCUUCUUGUUUAUUCUCUUCAAACCGAGAACUUGACUUCAGUUGCUCGUACUCUCCACAUCUGGCGACAUGAUUCAUGGCGAGUGCCAGGAUUAAGCUGCGUUGUGUCAUCAGUCUGAAUCGAUAGUUGAAAAAUAAGCCACGCGCAAUUGGACAACCUGGAUCUGCCACCACCAAUCAACACGUGGGAACUUAUCUGCACAGUUAUGGAACGAGGGAGCGACUCUUCUAUGGUGGUAAGAUUGAGCCACAAGGAUAUUUGCCCAUCAAAUGCUCCCCUUCUAAACUAAUGAAACCACCGGUUUAUAAGCAUCAUUGCAUGCGAGAGGGAGCAACAUGUUUACAGUAUGGCUGCAUGUUCUAUUGAAUACUUUCAGUAAUAUCCAUCAUCGACUAUGAUGAAAUAUUCGGUUCUAAGCACGAUAUCGUGAAUGAUGAUUCAUCUCCAUCAAAUUGAAAAAGCAUUCGAAGAAAUCUCAUCACUCAAUAAGUCUCAUAUCAGGCAUUUUUGUAUAUCCACCUCUAAGAUUCAGGACAUCUCUGAGAUAUAAACAUUUCGGAGCAAUACCCAAUCCUUUUAAGUCAUCAUGUCGCAAAUUGUCCUCAUUCUCGGCGGUGGACCCAAUGUUGGACUCAACAUUGCUCGUGUUUUCUCAUCGAAAGGAUUAUACAAGACCGUAAUUGUAUCGCGAAAUCCUAAAGAAGAGCUCAUCAAGGCGGCUGAUCUUUCCCUCCAAGCUGAUUUCACUGAUCCCAAUAGCAUCAAAAGAAUUUUUGAUGAAGUGAAACAGAAAUUUGGUGUUCCAAAUGUUGUUGUAUAUAAUGCCGCAGCGUUAACAGUCACUCCUGAUCCUCUCUCUGUUCCACUGGAAAAAUUCAAUGAAGACCUCAAUGUAGUUAUAACUUCAGCAUAUGCUGCCGCACAUGAGGCUGUAGAGGGAUUCAAGACUCUCCCUGAAGCAACUAAUAAGACAUUCAUUUACACCGGAAAUAUAUUGAAUCGUCAAGUCGUCCCACCAUUUCUCGCAUUUGGUAUUGGAAAGUCUGGUGCAGCUCAUCUUAUCCAAGGUGCUUCAGAAGCAUAUAAGAAAGAUGGAUAUAGGUUUUACUGGGCAGACGAACGAACGACAGAGGGAGGACAUGUAGGAAACGCAAUUGAUGGCGAAGCACAUGGAGAAUUCUACUAUGAAUUGGCCACGAGUGAGGACCCUUUGACUUGGGAUGCCACUUUCGUGGCUGGAAAAGGCUAUGUUGACUUCAAUGGCAAACUGGCAUGAUUGAGGAGAAAUCUGAGGAAGAGCCUGACAUAAUUGGAGUUGUAAUAUAAUUAUUAUAUAGUUGAAAGGGAAGUGUUGAAUCAAAAUUCUUACCAUUUGUUGCUAAGAUCUAGGAAAGAUGAUCACUUUUCAUCUUCGCAAUUUUUAUGGGGUCUUCAGGCUUACGGUCGCGUAGACCUCUUAUUAGCAGGUAGCAUACUGGGCAUAGGCACUAAUCAUUAACGUUGUUAUGAAUCA
This is a messenger RNA of Botrytis cinerea B05.10, 1592 nucleotides long. RefSeq lists its product as hypothetical. The coding region runs from base 666 to 1355 and encodes 229 amino acids. NCBI's taxonomy places the organism in Eukaryota, Fungi, Ascomycota, Leotiomycetes, Helotiales, Sclerotiniaceae. The transcript has 4 exons. The record is from RefSeq and is a predicted model, not a curated record.